AUGGCUGCUGUGCGUCGGUCUACCAGAAUAAGGACAAAAUCUCAGGCCACUGAGGAAGAAGGUUCCGAUGAUGAGCAAAAUACCAGCGUGCAACACGUAGAAUCUGAUAAGAUCACUGCCAAAGCUCAACGUGAAGAGGAAGAAGAAGAAGAAGAAGACAAUGGUGAGAGUGAAGAAAGUAGCAGUGAGGAUGACUACGAAGACCAAGAUGAUGAUGACUACGUAGAUACCGCUACCGCGAAGAGGAAGUCUAGAAAGAGAAAAUCUAAAUCAGCAUCAAAUACCAGUAGUAAAAGACAAAAGAAAAAACCUACCUCUACUCAGAAGUCGGCGGCAUCUCAUGCUCCCGUUUAUCACCGCUCUAAAAAAGAUCAGGAUCAAUACUUAGAAAUUGCGAAGGAUUUCCAACCUACAGAAUUGUUUGAGAUACUAUCCACUUCAGAGGACGUUUCCAUUGAAGAAUUGUUGCGAGAAUGGUUGGAAACUUAUACUGAAAAUAGAGAUAAAUUUUUGCAAGAAUUUAUCAAUUUGCUAUUGAAUUGUUGUGGCUCUGUUGCUCGUGUCGAAGACCAUGACGUUCACAGUAAUGAAUCUUCUAACGAAACGAUUGGUGAAAUUCAGUUACUUUUCCAAAGACAGAAACUACACGAAUUUUAUCUCUUGGUAAGUAAGGAAAACAAAAAGAGGAAAAACUUUAGAAUGGGACCCCUUUAUCAAAAUUUCGCGGAAUUCAUGACUAAAUUGUUGGAAGUGGCAAAUGACUUACAGCUGCUAUACGUGGAAUCGGAUGAAGAUGAUACUCAAAUAGUUACUGGUAACCUUGUCUUGGAUUUGUUGACUUGGCUGUCUUCCUUUUCUGUUUGCAAGAUCAGAUGCUUCAGAUACAUUUCAACACUAACAUUAUACCUUUUCCAAGACUACUUGACUCAACAGGCUGUUAAUUUGGAAAAGAAUUAUUUGGCAAAGUUAACAAGACAGCUAUCGCUUGAAGAAAAAAAAAAGAGGCCUAAUAGGAAAACUUUAGAGAAACUAGAGAGUACUAUCGCCGAAACUCAUGGUAGCAAAGUCGUUAUUGAGAGUAUUAUUGAUAAUAUAAUCAAAUUAUGUUUUGUUCACAGGUAUAAGGACGUGUCUGAUUUGAUUCGUUCAGAAUCCAUGCUGCAUUUAUCCAUUUGGAUUAAAAACUAUCCUGAAUAUUUUCUCAAGGUUACAUUUUUAAAGUAUUUUGGCUGGUUAUUGAGCGAUAAUUCUGUAUCAGUCAGAUUACAGGUCACCAAGAUUUUACCGCAUCUAAUAAUUCAAAAUCAUAACAGUAAAUCCACUGAUAAUUCCGCUAUCCGUCAAGUAUUUGAACGUUUCAAAACUAAGAUCCUGGAGGUGGCAAUCCGUGACGUUAAUCUUGAUGUCAGGAUCCACAGUAUCCAAGUUCUAACGGAGGCGUCAUCAUUAGGAUACUUAGAUGAUUCUGAGAUCCUUAUCAUUUCUAGUUUAAUGUUUGAUGAAGAGUUUGACCCAUUCAGAACAUCCUCAUUCAAUAGAAGAUCCAAGUUCCUAUCUACGGUGGCCAAGUUCUUAGCAAGAGUAAUAAAUGAGAAAUUCGAGGAAUUCAUCAAGACACAUGAGGACUUACCCAAAGAAGUCGACGGACUAGAAGUUGGGUCCGUUGUUCAAGUUGGUAUAUUUACCAAGAUUCUAAAUGACUCUUUAAUUUAUCACUUAAAGGAUUCCGCCGAAGUCGAUUCAAGGACAAAAAUCCGUAUGCUAACACAAGCGGCAGAGUUUUUGUCUCCUUACAUUUCCACUCAUUUGAAAACUAUUUGCAAUCUGCUGAUCUCUGAUACUGAGUCAAAUGAACUGAUCCAGACUUUGCAAAACUCGACUGAUAAUAAUAAUGACAAUGAUGAUGUCGACGAUGAAGAAUUGGACAUUACUCCAUUGUUUCCCAUUGACAGAAAUAGCACCAUUUUAUAUCUCAACGUAUUUCAUGGUCUGUGUGCAGGCUCUAACAACCCAAAAAUCCAAACCAAGGACAGCGUUAAGGAAAUAGUUUUGCCUCUAUUCUAUGAUCUAUUAAACGCCACAUCCAUCGAAUCCGCAGAUAUUUUGUGUCCGCUUCUGGAGAGUUUUAUGACAUUCUCUCUGGAUGAUUGGAUAUCUAUUGGGUAUGAAACAGAAUUGAAAAAAAUUACCGACAAAACUGUCAAGGCAUUUAUGGAUUCUACAAUCGGGGACUCAAAAGUGGAUAUGAAAUACGAUAUAUUUGCUAAGUUUAUCCAUCAUAUCCAUCAUUUCGAGAAAAAAGAAUUGCAAGAAAAACUGCUCAACCAAAUAACAACAUUGACAAUUCAUUUAAAAAAAUUUCUGGAAGAAAAAAUGGAGCCAAAUAAUUCCAGGGAUGACUACAAAGAUUUAACUUGUUCUUUAUAUGAACUAUACAUCAAUAAACUGACAAUCCUUGGCAGAGACUACCCAAUCGAGGUUGAUGAAGAACUAUUGCAACUAUUUUUGAACAAUUUUGUUUCUCGUAUCCCUAUAAUAUUUCAAAGUUUUGAUGACAGUACCGCUCAAGAAAUAAACUUUAAAAUACUAGUGCUAUUAGCAACAUGGAAUUUGGAAAAAUGGAGAGAAAUAAUAGAGAAAGUAACAGAUCAUGAGAAUUCUACUCCAAAAAAUCUUAGAUCAGUUUGGAAACCCAUAGCCGCUAUAAUAGGUCGUUUAAACACACUUGUUACUUCUUUGGCGGCUAUAAACGAAACAUCUGAAAAUAUAAACAGCUUGUUUUACUUAAAAUGGUCAGCUUCCACUUCAUUAAUGGAUAUAAUCGUUGCAAUAAAAGUUUUUGAGCUCAAAUUGCCUGCAGACGCUACAUCAUGGAAGUACAGUAUGAGCGAGCAAUUUCCUUUUUACCUUCACGAUAAUGCAUCCAAGGUGCUUUUGGAAGUAUUUUUAUAUUUAGAGAGUCUUUUCGCUAAACAAAUUGACGUCCAAUUAGAGAGGGUAGCAGAUGAAGACGCUAACCUAAAUGAUUUACCGGAAACGGGUUUUUUCAACAACAUUGAAACUGAAUUUCUUUUAUUCACAGUUAAAUUGAAGGGGCUGAUGAAAUUGAAUAUUCUAGAUGAGCGAUUUGCUUCCCGUAUGGCACUAAACAAGGAAAAGCUUGGCCCAUUGUUCAAAAAAAUUGUAGAUGAUACCAUAAUGGAAAGUCCAGAAUCUAACGAAAAGAAUAAACAGAAAGCAAAAUCAAAUCAAACACAGAAGGAAAAGGAUCUUCCUUUGCAACCAAACAGUGAACGAGAAACCGACCAUGCAAACAUUGAAAAAAAUGAUUCAGAUAUUCCGAUGACAAACGAUCUAGAACCUAUUGAAGAAAGUUCGCAAGAUAACUCAGAAUUAGCACCAAUUGAGGAACAUCCUACCGUGGUAGAUGCUAUAGAUAACAGCGACGCAAUGACACAAGAUUAA
Messenger RNA from Saccharomyces paradoxus, 3465 nucleotides. RefSeq names its product cohesin subunit IRR1 (gene IRR1). Gene Ontology annotation, molecular function: chromatin binding; protein binding. The record is from RefSeq and is a predicted model, not a curated record. NCBI's taxonomy places the organism in Eukaryota, Fungi, Ascomycota, Saccharomycetes, Saccharomycetales, Saccharomycetaceae. Bases 1 to 3465 code for a protein of 1154 amino acids. Gene Ontology annotation, cellular component: cohesin complex; nucleus; chromatin. Gene Ontology annotation, biological process: sister chromatid cohesion. The transcript has a single exon.